AUGGAUCUCGACCGACCGACGCCGCCGAUCUUCUCGUGUAAAGACGCGCUCGGGGCGCCGUGGGCGGACGCGGUCGCCGCGGUCGCCACCGGGGUCGGUGGCGGGAGGGAGUGGACGGAACGGCACGAGGCGAGGGACGACGGCGGGUGCGCGCUCGGCGCCGUCGCGGAAGCCGCCGUCGCGAAAGCGCUCGAGCUGUCCGUGCGGAAGACGGUCAGCGCGAAAGCGAAGGGCGUCUUCGAUCGAAGAGCGCUGCCGCGGCUGUUGCGAUGGUUAGACGCGGUGCCGCUGCAGUUCUUGGCGACGACGCUGGGGAUGACCCACGGCGCGGGAGGACCGAGCGGGAGGACUGACGCCGACGCCGCCGCGACCGCGUCGAAGCUCGCCGAGUGGCGCUCGCGACUCGAGUACGCCAUCCACGAGCACCUCGGCGCGCUUCGCGUGAGCGAGUUCUUCGACGUCAUCGUCGAGUUCCCGGACUCCGUGCCCGCGGUGAGAGACCUGCGCGCGUGCCUGCGACGGACGACGCUGCACGCGCAGCUCGUGCGCCGGCUUCGGAGCGCGAUGCAAUCGCGUCUGCUCGUCGCGGGCGCGCCGACGGCGGACAUCAUCGAGCAGUACCGGCUCACGAUCCGCGCGCUGAGGGCGUUAGACCCGUCCGGGGUGGUGCUCAGGGUCGUGUCCGGCCCGCUGAAGGAGUAUCUGCGCGAGCGGAAGGACACGAUUCGGUGCGUGGUGACGAUGUUGAUGGGCGGCGGCGGGGGGGGGGGCGACGGCGACGGCGGCGACGACGUCGACGCGUUGCUCGGCGCGGACGGCGACGACGCCGUCGAGGGGUCCGACGACGAGAUCGACCGCGACGACUGGGAGCCCGAGCCCGUGGAGUCCGAGGCGGCGAGCAGCCGCGGCCGCCGACGACGCGCCGCCGACGAGCUCGGCCACCUCAUCGGCAUCUACGGCUCGAAGGAGCUCCUCGUCAACGAGUACCGGAACAUGCUCGCGGAGCGGCUGCUAAGCAAGGUGGGGUACGACGUCGACCGCGAGAUGCAUACGCUCGAGCUUCUGAAGCUGCGGUUCGGCGAGAGCUCGCUGCACAAGUGCGAGGUGAUGCUGAAGGACGUGUUGGACAGCAAGCGGAUCAACGCCAACGUCAAGGCGCCGCCCGCGCCCGGCACGCCCGCGGCGGCGGACGUCGAGUCCUCGAACCUCCUCCGCGAGUCCCCGCUCGACGCGACGAUCGUCAGCGCGCUGUUCUGGCCACCGUUCGCGUGCGAGGCGCCGGAGUUUAAACCCCCGCCGACGAUGCAGAGCAUGAUGGACGCGUACGGGAAGAGGUAUCAUCACCUCAAGGCGCCACGGCAGAUGCGGUGGAAGCCGACGUUGGGCACCGUGGUCGUGGAAGUCAUGCGCGGGGACAUCGAGAUCGAGCUGAGCGUCUCCCCGAUCGAGGCCGCGGUGCUGACGCAGUUUCAAACGAAAGAACGGUGGGGGAUGGACGAGCUCGCGGCCGAGCUCGGGAUCACGAAAGCGACGUUGCGGCGAAAGACGGUGGUCUGGGUGAACCGCGGGCUCGUCGCGGAGGAAAAAGCCCCCGGCGCCGUCGGGGGCUCCGAGACGUCGUACUACGUCCUCACCUCCGGGAAGGACGGCGGCGACAACAAGUUCGGCGCCGCGGCCGCGGACGACGAGGGCGGCGGCGGCGGCGCCGUCGCGAGCGCGGAGGACCAGGCCGCGGCGGGGAUGAAAGUCUACGAGCAGUACGUGGUGGGGAUGUUGACGAAUUUCCCUUCGUUGCCGUUGGAUCGGAUACACAACAUGCUGAAGAUGUUCGUCAGCGAGCCGCCGUACGAUAAGAGCAUCGACCAGCUCGAGGCGUUCCUGACGCAGCUCGUGGGGGAGGAUAAGCUCGUGUUGGAGGGGACGCAGUACCGCCGGCGGACGAGCGCGUGA
Micromonas pusilla CCMP1545 is the source of this 1950-nucleotide messenger RNA. RefSeq lists its product as uncharacterized. Gene Ontology annotation, cellular component: anaphase-promoting complex. Gene Ontology annotation, biological process: metaphase/anaphase transition of mitotic cell cycle; ubiquitin-dependent protein catabolic process; protein K11-linked ubiquitination. The transcript is spliced from 3 exons. Lineage: Eukaryota; Viridiplantae; Chlorophyta; Mamiellophyceae; Mamiellales; Mamiellaceae. Gene Ontology annotation, molecular function: heme binding; ubiquitin protein ligase binding; peroxidase activity. The record is from RefSeq and is a predicted model, not a curated record. Bases 1 to 1950 code for a protein of 649 amino acids.